AUGGGUGACUACGGCGAGAACACGCCCGCCGGUCCUGACGCUGUUCAGUCGACCUUUGCGCAAAAAGCAGAUGAGACCAAACACGCCGACCAGCGAUCGGCGAGCAAUUUCGAGCAGACCAAAAUUAUUCUCAAUCUGCGACCCGAGACCUCGAUGGCGAAUCUCACAGCCUUUUGUGCGCGCCACCAGUGCACAUUACUCGGCUUAUUGAACGUGGCGUGGGCCCUGGUACUCUCCGCUUACACGGACAGCGAGCUCGCGCAGGUUUUGUUUCUACGCUACAAGAAUGGGAUACCUUACACUGGCCUGUCAGAGAUCGCGAUCGAUGACGGAGUGACGGUCGAGCAAGCACUGGCACUGGUCGAGCAGCACUUAGCUAAGGGCAUGCCUGUUCCUUCAGAGACCAGUGUCACUGACCUGCAAAACUGGACCGCGGCCGAUGGGCACCAAAUAUUCAACAGCGUGGUCGUCUUUUCAGACAGCACCACGCUUGAGAGAACAGAGGCUGGCGAUUACAUCUCUAUACACGCCAGAGCGACGGGUGAUCGACUUGUCAUUAGCGUCCAAGCCCCGAAUCAUUUACUUCCCAUGCGACAGGCUCAGAACUGCGCUGCCACAUUGAGCCACGUUCUUGGCGAGAUCGUGCAAAAUUCCGAUCUCUCCAUGACCGAGAUCAACCUCAUGAGCCCUCAAGGGCUGGACCAGAUUUCGAAAUGGAAUCACAUUCCGCCGGCCGUGGUCUCUCGUUGCGUCCAUGAACUAGUUGACGAGGUCGCGAAAACUCAGUCUCAUACGAUUGCCAUCGAUGGAGCCGAUGGCGCUAUGUCGUACGGCGAGCUUCAGUCGUAUUCCAACCGCCUCGCACACUACCUCAAGGAGCGGGGCGUUGGCCCCGAGUUCACAGUCCCUCUCUUUUUUGAGAAGUCCAAAUGGGCGAUUGUGGCUAUGCUGGGAGUGGUGAAGGCCGGCGGAACCAUUGUCAAUUUGGAUUCCAAACAGCCAAAGGAGCGUCUACGGGGAUUGCUUGCUCAGCUCCAAGCCACUCUCGUGUUGACCUCUGUACAGAAUGGCGGUCUCUGGACCGAUGAGCUCUCUGUUCUGGUCAUUUCAGAAGGAUUUCUGAAUAAGCUCCCAGCGAUGACACAGGAACCAUCUGUCGCGGUCACGCCACGUAAUUCCCUAUACAUCAUUUUCACAUCAGGAAGCACAGGCACGCCCAAGGGCUGUGUGGUGGAGCAUGAAUCGUUCCUGACAGCGGCUGCGGAACACGUCAAGGCUGGAAAAAUUCUUCCAUCAAGCAGAGUUCUGCAGAUGACUCCGUAUACGUUCGACGUCAGCAUGCUGGAGAUUUUCACCACCCUUACAACUGGAGCCUGCAUUUGCUUCUGCAACGAUAGUGAGGCUGCUCGUGGUGUUGCUCAUAUCAUUAACCAUCUCCAAAUCUCUUGGACUUUCAUGACCCCUUCUCUUGUGCGCUUGGUCGAUCCGUCUUCCGUUCCAACUUUGAAGACUCUUGCCCUCGGUGGUGAGGGCCUUGCCCGAAUUGAUGUGACCACCUGGGCUGAAAGGUUACACUUGAUCAACGGCUACGGACCCAGCGAGUGUUCAGUGGCAGCCACAAUUCAUGGACCUUUGUCUCUUAACUCGGAUCCUGCCAACAUUGGUCUUGGAACCGGCGCUGUAUGCUGGGUGGUUGAUCGCAACGACCACGAUCGACUUGUUCCUAUCGGAGCCGUUGGUGAGCUUGUCAUCCAAGGUCCAAUUGUCGCCCGUGGCUACCUCAAUGAGCCUGGGAAAACUGCGGCCGUGUUUCUUGAAAAUUUACCUGCCUUCGCAGCCUCGAUGCCGCGACCACCACCGGCCUUCCGCCUCUACAAGACCGGGGAUCUUGUUCGCCAGAACAGCGAUGGUACACUUACAUUCAUCGGGCGCAAGGAUCGUCAGGUCAAGCUGAAUGGACAGCGGCUGGAACUGGGCGAAAUCGAGCAGAGGUUGUCGGAGAACUCAUUGAUCCGACAUGCUUUGGUUCUAUUACCCAAGCAAGGUCCUUGCAAGGGGCGGCUCGUGGCAGUUUUGUCGUUGCAGGACUACUUGUACACCGGUGAGCCUGACGCCAACAUUCACGAACUCCCCGCGGAGGAAUACCAACCUGCACGAGCUCUUCUUCCUGCUAUCGGUGCUCAAUUGGCCACACAGGUUCCUGGGUACAUGGUCCCAACUUUUUGGGUCAUCCUAGCAGCGCUCCCUUUUACUACAUCUGGGAAAGUGCACGGUGUUGCUAUGACACAGUGGCUUCAUGCGAUGUCUGAAGAAACUUACAACGAGAUUGCAGACGUCAGCGACGAAGCGCCUGCGGUCACGUUGUCAAGUAAAGCUGAGUUGCAGCUGCAACAGAUUCUAGCACAGGAGAUGGGGAUCGCAGUCGAGGAUUUGAAAAUGAAUCGCUCCUUCAUCGCUCUUGGAGGAGAUUCACUGAAAGCAAUGAAAAUUGUCGCUCGCUACAGGCAGCAGGAACUGAAGAUCUCUGUUGCAGACGUUCUUCGCGCUCCCAGUCUCAUUGGACUUGCCGAGCGCGUUGAGCAAGCUUCUUUCGAAUCUAACCGCCCUGAGGGUGAAAAAGACCAAAAGAAGAAACGCGCAUCGCCGGAGGAACGUGUCGCGGCGCUUGAUGAGGCUCUUAUCACAACAACCGGCCUUGCGAGAGAUCAGGUCGAGGACGCCUACAGGUGCACGCCUAUGCAAGACGGCAUCCUGCUCAGUCAAGUCAAGUUCCCGGGAACCUACGAGAUUCGUCGUGUAUUGCACGUGCAAUCAACUCGCGAUGCAGAGACCACGACAUCCCGCUUGAAGGCCGGGUGGCAGACAGUUGUCAACCGGCAUCAAGCACUGCGGACUGUCUUCGUUGAAGUGGCUGGCCAAUUCCAACAACUGGUCCUCAAGAAUGUCUCCGCAUACGUUCAAAUCUGCGAGUGCUUGGAGUUAAAGGAUCACUCUGCCAUUGCAGCCCACCUCCAAUCUUUGCCGCCACCCACUUUCGAGUCUUCCCAGCCACAGCACCGCCUGACCAUCUGCCGCGCAGGAAACGACGAAAUCUUUUUGAAAUUUGAGAUCAGUCAUGCACUGAUCGAUGGCGGUUCCACCGAAGUGAUCUUGCGUGAACUUUCCACUGCCUUUGAAGAACAAACCUUCGCAGGGGAACCUGCCCGCUUCAGCGACUACAUGCAAUUCAUUUCCGCAUCACAAGCCGCUGAGACCUCCAUGAACUACUGGGCUGAGUAUCUCAAUGGCAUGCAACCAACAAUUGUGCCAAUGUAUCCCAUGGAGAAUCGGGAAAAGCGAAGUCGCUCUGUCCCGGUACCUUUUACGGACACAGCAGCGCUGAUUGAAUUCUCGGAGACACAUGGUGUCACGCUUGCCAACGUUCUUCAGACUGCUUGGGCACUGGUCCUUCGCACUUACACAGAUACUAAUGAUGUUUGUUUCGGCUACGUCGCGGCUGGCCGUGAUGUACCUGUUGAAGGAAUUGACCAGGCCGUUGGUGCUUUCAUCAAUAUGCUUGUAUGCCGCGUGCGUUUCGAAGAAAGCCCUACUGGCCUUGAUGCCGUUCUCGGUAUGCAGAACCAGUACUUUGAUGCUCUGCCACAUCAGCACACUUCCCUCGCUCAGAUCCAGCAUCGAUUGGAUUUGUCAGGAAUGCCGCUGUUCAACAGUAUUAUCUCUGUGCAGAAGGACGUGUCGGACCAACCAUACGGCGACUCACUUGCUUUCAAGCCCGUCGAGGAAGACGACCCCACAGACUUUGAUCUUGGUGUUGCAAUUCACGUCGGCAAAGACAGCGUCAGAAUUGACAUUGGAUACUGGUCAUCGCUUCUCACGGAAGGAGAUGCAUCGAAUCUUGCGAACACAUACAGCAGUGCGAUCUCUCGUAUCAUCAAAGAGUUUUCUGCCCCUGUUGUUUCGCUUGAUCUAUUCAGCGAGCACGACCGAACUCAGAUUCUGGCAUGGAAUCAGGACGAGCCGAAAGCCAAGCCUGGAGUUGUCCACGACUACAUCUAUGCCAAGGCACGCCAGCAACCCGAAGCCCAGGCUGUCUGUGCGUGGGACGGACAGUACACUUACAAAGAGCUCGAUCACUUGUCAGAGAAAUUGGCACAUCACUUGGCCGAGCUUGGUGCUGGACCUGAGGUCCUUAUUCCCCAUUGCUUCCCAAAAUCAAAACUGGCAGCCGUUGUCAUGCUUGCCAUAAUGAAGUCUGGCAGUGCGGGAGUCGGCCUGAGCUCCAGUCAUCCACGCACGCGAGUUCAAGAUAUCGUCGAGAACUGUGCGGCAAAAAUCUCAGUUGUGUCAGCGCAAAAUGUAUCUUUUGUGGAUGGUCUUGUCGACCGGGUUGUUGUUGUGGAUGAGGAGUUCCUUGAGAAUCUACCCGCGCCAACCUCGGACACUCCACUGCCCCGUGCUGAGCCCCAUAAUCCUGCCUUUGUUUCAUUCACAUCAGGAAGUACUGGCAAGCCCAAGGGUAUUGUGCUUGAACACCGAUCCUUGAUCACCAGUAUCCUUGCCCACGGGCCAGAGUGGGGAGUGGAUAACACAGCCCGAGUGCUCCAAUUCUCAGCUUAUGCUUUCGAUGCAAGUGUGUCGGACACAUUCACUACGCUUGUUGGGGGUGGAACAGUCUGCAUACCUCACGAGAAAGACCGCGUUGACGACCUUGUCGGUGCCAUUCACCGAUUGAAUGUCAAUUGGGCAUUCUUGACCCCGCGUGUGCUAAGUCUUCUUACUCCUGAGCUUGUACCAACCUUGAAGACAGUCGUCCUCGGAGGUGAAGCCAUCUCCAAAGAAGAUAUUGCCCGCUGGACGGACACCACCUGCAUUCGAGUCGUCUACGGUCCGACCGAGUGUACCAUCUACAGCAUGGGUACAAUGCCACUUGAUGCUCGAAGCGAUCCUUUGUGUCUCGGUCACGCUGUUGGCACUCGUCUAUGGGUCACACAUCCCGAUGACGUUAAUAAGCUCAUGCCUGUGGGGUGUGCCGGUGAGCUGAUAAUCGAAGGUCCAUUAGUCACUCGAGGUUAUCUUAAUGAGCCAGUCAAGACAGCGGCAGCUUACUUUGAAGAUCCUGUGUGGCUUCCCAGAGAGGAGAACGGCGAACCUAGACGCUUCUACAAGACCAGUGACUUGGUGCGAUACUAUCCUGACGGCCAACUGAGAUUCAUCGGACGCAAGGAUACUCAAAUCAAGAUUCGCGGUCAGCGAGUUGAACUUGGUGAAAUCGAGCACGCAAUUCUUGAGAGCCUGCCAAGUGCUUCGCACAUCACCGUUGAUUCGGUUGUGCUGCCACCUCAAACUCUCGUCGCUUUCUUAUAUGUCGAAGGCUUGCCGAACGAUGAAGGCUCGCUCUUUUUGACGCUCGAUUCUGAAAUGACCGAGAAGCUGCGCACAUUGGAGAGAAGCUUAGUGGAAAAACUCCCUAGCUAUAUGGUUCCAAGUUUAUUCAUUCCCAUUUCUCAUAUUCCCAUGACCAUUUCCGGCAAGGUUGACCGAAUCACGUUGCGCAGGGUUGUUCUGUCUUUGACCGAGCGCCAGCUCAAGAUGUACGCAUUGGCAGAGGAGGUGAAAGAAGCCCCACAGGGAGAACAAGAGCAUCGCCUUCGGGACCUCUGGGCUUCGGUGCUCAGGAAGGAGGCCAGUGCCAUUGGACGCCAGGAUAGCUUCUUCCGCCUCGGAGGAGAUUCCAUUGGGGCAAUGAAGCUGGUAGCAGCUGCACGACGGGCGGGCUACUCUCUAAGUGUCGCUGACAUCUUCCGCCGUCCCGAGCUGACAGAGAUGGCUCAGCGCCUUGAUAUCACUGAUGGAGCCAAGGCUGCUGCCUAUGCGCCCUUCUCGUUACUUCCCGCAGAACAAACUCAGCGCAAAGCUAUUCUCAGCGAAACCGCGAAGCAGUGCAUUGUCUCCGAAGAUGCGAUCCAGGAUGUCUAUUAUGCAACCCCCCUCCAAGAAGGUGUCUUCCUGAUGUCGACGACACAUGACGGUGCAUAUGUUGCACCCACCGCAUUUAAUCUGCCCUCUACAUUCAACGUUGAGCGAUUCCAGCACAGCUGGCAGGAGCUGGUCAACGCACACCCAAUCCUGCGCACACGAAUUGUCACCUUCGAUGCCGUCUCUUACCAAGUUGUUCUGACAGCCAACGCCUCCUCUAUUUACUGGGAAACUGCAGACUCACUCAGCGAGUACGUCGAUCGUACUCGGGCUGCCCCGGUAGCUGCCGGCAGGCCUCUCUCAAGAUUUGCAUUGAUCCCAAACGAACAAUCCACUGUAUUUGUUUGGACAGCCCAUCAUGCCCUGUUUGACGGAUGGUCCAUGGGCCUUCUUUUCGAUCAGCUUGCGCAACUCUACAAAAAUGGUACCAGUCCCACAAAGGCAACGUCUUUUGCUGAAUUUGUGCAAUUCACGAGACAAAUUGAUCAAAAGGCAUCUCAGAGUUUCUGGGCAGCGCAUUGCCCGCAAGAGCCACCAGCAGUUUUCCCCCGUCUACCCUCGGCAGCAUAUCAUCCAACCGCCAACACCUCUUGCUACCGCACUAUUUCUGUCAGUAUUCCAAAAGAAUCCGACUUCACUAUGGCAAUUGUUCUUCGAGCUGCUUGGGCAAUCGUACUUGCUCGCUACACAGAUGCCGAGGAUAUCUUAUACGGAUUGACCCUCUCUGGGCGCGACUUGCCAGUCUUGGGAAUCGACAAAGUGAUGGGACCGACGAUCACAACGGUACCCAUGAACGUCCAUCUCGAUGGAGGGAUGUCCAUACGAGAAUUCCUACAACGACAGAAUGAUGAGAAUGUUGAGAUGAUGCGUCACCAACAUAUGGGACUGCAAGCUAUUCGGCGUAUCAGUCAGAAGGCCGCAGCUGCGACAGAGUUUACCAACUUGUUUGUGGUGCAGCCUCAAUCGACUCAGCUCGGCGGUCUCACGGAGCUGGCUCAGAUCCCCACCGACAUGACGCGCUUUGACCCGUACGCGCUUAUAGUUGAGUGCAAUCUCGGCGAAGGUGAGAUUGUUUUGGAAGCUCGCUUUGACAAUGCGAUUCUGAGCAUGGACCAAACAAUGCACCUGCUCGGCCACUUCGAGCAUGUUCUGAAACAACUUGCAAAUCCUCAACUUGGGCGCCGAAUUGAAGAUAUUGAUGCGUUCAGUCCGGAGGAUGAGCGGCAGAUAUGGGAAUGGAACGCCUUGGAGGCAGAGUCGGAAAACCAAUGCGUUCAUGAGUUAAUUGCUACCCAGGCCCGUCAAAAUCCGCACGAUUUGGCCAUUGAUGCAUGGGAUGGAUCCUUCACGUAUGAGGAGCUUGAUGAUCUAUCCACCAGACUAGCCCAUCACCUGAUUGCCAAUAUUGGUCUCACCCCAGAGUCUCUGGUUCCCCUGUGCUUUGACAAGUCGCGCUGGACAAUCGUUGCCAUGCUCGCUGUUGUGAAAAGUGGCGGUGGCUGUGUGAUGCUCAAUCCCGACCACCCCAUCACUCGCCUAGCAGGUGUGAUAGCCGACACAGGCUCGUCUGUGGUGCUCGCCUCUCCAGAAAGAGUUGAGCUGUUCAAUUCUGUUGCAGCCAAUAAAGUUGUGAUCAGCGAGGCCCUAGUCAACAGUCUUGAACAGCCGGCUCAAUCCUGCAUCACCUUGCCAACAAUUCAUCAUACGAAUCCGGUAUUCGUGAUCUUUACCUCGGGUAGCAGUGGUAAGCCAAAGGGUAUCGUCGUGCAGCAUAAUAGCGUCUGCACGGUCGCUAUCCAGCACGGGUCCGGACUCGGAUUCGAGGGACCGGGACUUCGCGUGUUACAAUUUGCUUCAUUCAGUUUCGAUGUCAGCAUGGGAGAGGUUUUCAUCACACUGGCCAAAGGUGGUACUUUGUGCAUUCCUACUGAGCAUGAUCGUCUGAAUAAUCUGGCAACAACUAUCAAUCGGAUGCAGAUCACAUGGACCUUCAUGGCUCCCACUGUCGCAGCUCUACUCGAUCCGCGCGAUGUUCCGAACCUGAAGACUCUCGUCUUGGGUGGUGAGGCUGUCUCGCAGAGUCUUGUUGAUCAAUGGUCUAACAGUGUCAACCUCAUUGACUCUUAUGGUCCGGCAGAGUGCACUAUCUGGGCUUCUCACGCUAUCGCCAGCUCAACAGUAUCUCCAGCAAACAUUGGGCAUGGAGUGGGCUGCCGGUAUUGGAUCGUUGAUCCUCAGGAUUACAACCGACUCACUCCCAUCGGCUGUGUGGGUGAGCUCCUCAUCGAAGGCCCGAAUGUCUCUCGUGGCUACUUGAAUGAGCCAGAGAAGACGAAAGCCGUCUUUGUGGAGAAUCCCAGAUGGUGUCAAGGAAAGAGAAAGUCGCCCUACAGAUUCUACUGUACUGGUGAUUUGGUCAAAUAUAACUCCGAUGGGUCUCUCAACAUCGCUGGUCGCAAGGACAGUCAAGUCAAGUUCAACGGCCAGCGAAUUGAACUCAGCGAAAUCGAGUUCCACUUGCGUGCUCACUCAGAAAUCGAGGCAGGUAUGGUUGUUCUGCCAAAAGAGGGGCCAUGCAAAGGCAAGCUCGUCGCUGUAGUCGCUCUCACAGGCCUGCAGCCCGCUGCGCUUGAAGGAGACCACAUUGAACUCGUUCCCAGUGCACAGAAGAAUGACGCGCAGCAUCGGGUCCGACAGGUACAGGGCAGGCUUGGUGAGAUUCUUCCGCUUUACAUGGUUCCUUCAAUAUGGGUUACUCUGCACUCCAUUCCUCUGACUGCGUCUCGCAAAAUCAAUCGACUGCCAAUUUCCCGCUGGGUGCAGAGGAUGUCCGACGAAGUCUACCGUGACGUGGUUGAUGUCACCGUCGCAACUACACAUCAACCCACUACUCAGCUUGAGAAACAACUUGCCCAUGUUUGGAGCCACGUUCUCAAUUUGUCGGUGGACGCCAUCGGCUUAGAUAGGUCUUUUUUGAGCCUGGGUGGGGAUUCAAUCACCGCCAUGCAGGUCGUCUCACGUUGUCGAUCCUUGGAUAUACAAGUCAGUGUCCAGGACAUCCUCCAACCUAAAUCAUUGGCUGGAGUUGUCGCUCGCGCUUUGGCCACAAAACCUAACGCUGUUCACCGGGAAGAACAGUACGACGUUCCUUUUGAACUGUCACCAAUUCAGCAGCUCUAUUUCGACGAUGUGGUACGCGGCAAUGGUGAAGACAUGCACCACUACAACCAAAGCGUCUUACUGCGCAUUCUGCGUCCAGUCACGUCAGUCCAACUGUCUGAAGCAAUUGAGCGUGUGGUAGCAAACAACGCCAUGCUGCGUGCUCGCUUCCACAAAGAAGUUGACGGUUCCUGGACCCAAGUGGUAAAGCAGUCUCUUCAAGGGCUGGCUUCCGUCGCUUCACACAUCGUCCAGAACCGCGCCGAGGUCUUUGACAUUGUGAAUGCUGCCCAGCGAAGUCUCGACAUUGAGAGUGGUCCGGUAUUUGCUGCUCAGUAUUUUGAAGUUCUGGAUGAUGAUCUUCGCCUGCUUUCAUUGAUUGCUCAUCACUUGGUCAUUGAUGCUGUGUCGUGGCAUAUCAUCAUCACCCAAUUGGAGCAGGUCCUGGAGUCGCCGAAAAUCCAGCUCAGUCAAAGCCGCAUGCCCUUCCAAAGUUGGAUCAAAGAGCAGCGAGGGUUUGCCAAGAAUCUCCUUGAGACUCAGAUUCAACAUGGCUAUUUUCCGGCUGCGAAUCUUGAGUACUGGGGGCUUACGGAGCUUCCUCUCUGGGGUGAUGGCGAAGAGAUCGCAUUCACACUCAAUCAGCAAAGUACUGCUCUUCUGCUCAAAGACGCAAACGAUCCAUUGCGCACGGAGCCAGUGGACAUUUUGCUUGCGGCUCUUCAAUUGUCAUUUGCAGAAUCUUUCUCCGAUCGUGAGAUGCCCGCAUUCUUUGUUGAGGGACACGGUCGCGAACCCUGGGAGUCUUCGAUUGACCUUUCCGAAACAAUUGGAUGGUUUACCACAUUCCAUCCGGUUCACUGCCGAGUGAGAAAGAAUGAGUCUGUGAAAACAACCAUCAAGCGUACCAAGGAUGCUCGCCAGUCAUGGAGCGACAAUGGUUUUGCGUACUUUGCUCAACGGCAUUUCAAUGCUGAGACACGGGAAAAGGUCAAACAUCAUCGCAACAUGGAAAUUUGCUUCAACUACUUGGGUCAGUCUCAGCAUGCCGAGCGCGAGGAUGCUAUUCUUCAAGAAGAGGCACUUCAUUCAGGAGAGGUCCUGGAUAACCUCGGCGAUUCUAUGGGCCGCCUCGCUGUGUUUGAUAUCGUCGCUGCGGUCUCUCACGGACGGCUUGAAGUUUCUUUCUUCUUCCAACGAGAAAUUCAUCGACAAGACAAGAUUCGCCAAUGGGUUCAGCGCUGCCAGGAGACUCUUCAAUUGGCAGUCAAUGAGCUUUAUGUCAGCGGAACAGAGUUCUGCCUUAGUGACUUCCCGCUGCUUGAGAUCACCUACCAGGACCUGGCCACCCUUACCACUGCGGUUUUGCCUAGCAUCGGUGUCUCACCUGAUGUUAUCGAAGAUCUCUAUCCUUGCUCGCCCAUUCAGGAAGGUAUCCUGAUUAGCCAGGCCCGACAGCCAGGCACUUAUGAAGUUCGGCAACUCUUUAAGGUUGUUCCGCGUCAAGAUCAACCCAUCGUGGACGUGUCUCGCUUGGUGGCCGCGUGGCAGCGAACAGUGGACCGUCAUGCUUUGCUUCGCACAGUCUUCAUCGAGGCAAUCAACGGAUCUGGUGUCUAUAAUCAAUUGGUCUUGCGCUCACAUCAAGCAAAUGUCAGACGAUUAAAUUUGAAGGAUGACAGUGGAGACGACAGUGUCGCUACAUUUGUCACCAGCCAAGGGGGCCCUGACUAUCGUCAGCCGGUUCCUGCACACCGGAUGACUGUGUGCGAAGCGUCAAACUCGAUUUAUUGCCAGUUGGAAGUCAGCCAUGCACUCAUUGACGGCACGUCGAUGGCACUUCUUGUCCGCGAUCUCGUAGCUGCUUACGAGGGUUUGCUUCCGACGACUCCAGGUCCACUCUAUAGCACUUACAUGAACUACCUAUCGCAACAGUCCGAUGCAGACGCCCUUUCAUAUUGGUGUUCCCAGCUAAUAGGCGUCGAGGCUUGCCGUUUCCCCUCUCUGAAUUUGAAGUCUUUGUCUGCUACGGGUUUCCAGUCAAAGACUAUCGAAAUCGACUCAGCUGGAGAGCUCAAGAGGUUCUGUGAAGCCAAUAAUUUAACCAUGAGUAACCUUUUCCAGGUCGGGUGGGGUCUAGUUCUACGUGCUUACACGGGGAGUUCAGACGUCUGCUUUGGAUACAUGGCCGCAGGGCGUGAAAUCCCUGUCGAGGACAUUUACGAUGCCAUCGGACCAUUCAUUAACCUUUUGGUCUGUCGGAUGCGACUUGACGAUGCACAGUCAGCUCUUCAAGUUCUACAGGCAGUACAGUCGGACUAUCUCAACAGUCUUCCGCAUCAACACGUGUCCCUUGCCGCAAUUCAGCAUUCGCUCGGACAAAGUGAUGCGGCGCUCUUCAACACCAUCAUGUCUCUUCAGCGCAAGCCCUCGCCAGGUGUCCCUCCGAAGAUCGACCUUGAAAUUGUCACCGAGAACGAUCCCACAGAAUACGAUGUCGACCUCAAUAUCACGACUGGAGAUGACUCAGGCGUUGAAAUUCACAUCACUUACAAAACCUCCGUCCUGGCUGAUGACCAAGCGGAUAGCUUGUUGCGAAACUUUACUAGCAUUCUUUUCGCACUUGCCACUCGCGCUGAUAAGCCUCUUGCGCAGCUGGACUUGGCCGAAGCGGCCAUGGGACUUAAUGCUCAGACUGUAUCUCGCGAUGACCCUGUAAUGACCGAAGCUUCUAUCCCUGCCCUGAUUGAUGAAAAGACACACUCGAUUCCAACAGCAGUGGCUAUACAGUCCAUGGGUGAUGAUACUCUACUCACGUACCAUGAACUUGAUAGCUUGACUCACUCGCUCGCGAGCUAUCUGUUGCAUUUGGGGGUUCACCCAGGUGACAAGGUGCUCCUCAAAUUUUCUCGUUCAAAAUGGGCUCUGAUCGGUAUGCUGUCUGUGCUGAAGAUUGGCGCCAUCUCGUUAGCAUUCACUUCUCUUCAUGAUCUGGAGCGACUGCAAGAGAUUCUUUCACCACAAGCACCCAUGCUUGUUCUCUCCAACGAGGAGCUUCCUGCAGAAUUUGGCAACGCUUGCCUCACCAAUGUGAUUCUGGAUGCGGCUUCGAUGUCUAAGAUUGAUAGCCUUGCUCUGCCGCAGAAGUUCCCGCUCAGUCCUUCUCCAACUGAAGUGUCCCUGGCAGUGAAGGAUGGCAAUGAUUGGGCUCUCCUGGCUCACCAAACCAUCACCACCACGGCGAAGCACCUUGGAUCAAAAGCCGGGUUAUGUUCUGGGACCCGAGUCUUGCAGCUCAGCGCCGUCGAUUCACCCCUCUACUUGGUGGAAACGCUGUUCACUCUCAUUUGUGGUGGCACAAUCAUUGUGCCUCCUCCUGGUUCGGACGUUGAACAAUCUAUCUGUCAAUCUCGGGCCAACUGGGCUAUGUUAAGUCAAGACGAGGCCACGCUAGUUAGCGUCUCUCAGGCCCCAGAUUUGCGAACACUGGUGCUUACCGGCAGCGACAUCCCCACCUCCCUACUGAAGAAGUGGCAGGAUGUCAAUUUGGUGCACCCUCACCAACUUCAACGGAUUCCCGUUUGGAUUUCCUUGAUGGCUGCGCCUGCUGGCCAGAACACCCUGCAGACUUGCUCUUCGCCGGCAAUUUCUCGAGCCUGGGUGCGAUCUCCUUUCAGUCAGAAUUCACUCGCGCCUUCAGAAUGCAAGGGCGAGGUUCUGAUCGACGGCCCAGUCGUUCCACGAUCCUAUAUGCAAGGCGGCUCAGUACAUCUUCUGGAGAACCCUUCAUGGCUGCCGAGCGCUGUGCUAGUUCGGACAGGUGUCUGGGGUCGCUGGAACGGCGACGGAAUCGAACUCGAUGACAGUUCGCUCUCGUCUGACAAUGGCGGAGACGCAAACUUGAGGAGGCUGCAAGAGUUGAUGCAAAGUACUCUGCGGCCCACUGAGCAAGCGAUAAUCAGUUCGAUUACCGUUGAUUCCCAGAGUCAUCGAGCCAUUUACUUCGCCAGCUCGCAUCGUCCGGAUCAGACUGUGGAACUGCUGCCCUUGACUGAUGCCUUGCGACAACGCUUCUCUCAAAUUCGACUCUCAUUGCACUCACAAAUGCCGGAAGACUUGACGCCGAGUUUCUUCAUCCCGGUCACUGCGAUGCCUCUUUCUGAGGGGCGUCAAUUCAACAGGUCUCUGCUUAACCGAAUGGUGUCGCAAUUAGGCAGUGAGAACUUGACCUCCUACCAAGUGCAGUCGCAAAAUGCGACCGUGCGCCUCACAUCAAAUGAAAGUCUCGUUGCUGAUCUUUGGUCGAGCGUCCUGCAUCUCCCUGACAGAACGAAGCUUGAUCCAAGCGAGAGUUUCUUCCGCCUUGGGGGAGACUCGAUUGGCGCAAUGCGAAUUAUUGCAGAGGCGCGCAGUCAGGGUCUGGUUCUGACCAUGAACGGCAUUUUCCAACAACCGACGCUUGCCGGUAUGGCAAAGGAGAUCAGACUUCUUGCUCCGCAUGAGGAUAGGCCAGUUGAGUCAUUUUCGCUACUACCGCCCGUCGUAGACUCCGAGAUCUUGCUGUCCGAGGCUGCUGACAAGUGCUGCGUUGAUCCCUCGGUCAUUGAGGAUCUCUACCCCUGUACUCCACUCCAAGAAGGCUUCAUGGUCCUCAACAGUCAGGACUCUGCGGCAUAUCAUGUGCAAGAGAUUUUCAACAUGCCUGACUCGGUGGAUAUCGCGCGGUUCCGUGCAGCAUGGGUCGCUGUUUUGUCUCGGAGUACCAUUCUGCGCACUCGAAUCAUCUCUACUGUCGACGGGUUCUUCCAGGUUCUGCUCAGGGAAUCCGUGCGUUGGGAGUCUGGUUCCGAUCUCGAAACGUACCUGCGAGAAGACAUGAUGAAGCCCAUGACCUAUGGCCAGCCACUGUCCCGUUUUGCGAUUUUGGAUACUCCGGGCCAACGCUACUUUGUUUGGACCGCGCAUCACGCCGUUUAUGAUGGCCUCACCUUGGCCACCUUGGCAAAGCAAGUUUCCGCAGAAUACAACCGAGAGAUGGCACUCCCUGAGAUUCCGUAUAACCGAUUCAUUGACUACAUUCAGGGUGUCAGUCCCGCAGCUGCUACUGAAUUCUGGACUGCACAGUGUGCUGUUCAUGCGACAUCCUUCCCUACACUACCUGCCCGUCAUCACCAGCCUUUCCCUGACCAUUUCAUGUCCUACUCCAUCCCGGUCAAAGCGAAGCCGUCCACCAUCACACUCUCAACAGUACUGCGGGCCGCGUGGGCCAUGGUUCUUGCCCAGCUGACAGACUCCGAGCAUGUCAACUUUGGAGUCACUCUGUCCGGACGAAACGCCUCGAUGGUUGGUAUCAAUCAGGUACUUGGCCCUACCAUUGCUACCGUUCCGAUUCAGGUCAAUGUUCCGCACUCCGUCUCUCCUCAGCAAUUCCUGCAUGCCGUUCACAAGCAAGCCAUUGAGAUGAUACCCUUCGAGCACACUGGUCUGCAAAAUAUUCGAAGAAUGGGAGAGCAGUGCCGCGAAGCGGUCAGCUUCCAGAAUCUGCUAAUCAUUCAGCCGGGCACCUCGCCUGUUGAUGAUAGCGACUUUUUGGGCUUGACUCCAGUGCCACAGAAGGGUGACCAACGUGACCCAUACCCUUUGACCAUGGAGUGUAACCUGCUGGCAGAUCGUGUCGAGGUCAAAGCUCAAUUUGACCGUCGUUCAAUUCCUUCAAACGAGAUGUCGCGCAUUUUGAAACAAUACGCACGCACUGUUGAACGCCUCCAGAAUGUCGAGGAGACUGCGUCUCAGGACGGUGACGAAGAAAUUCUUCAUGCGUCAAGCGGCCUCAGUGAUGAGGAUGUUGAGCAAAUUCUGGAAUGGAACUCCGAUCGCCCUGUGUUGAUUGAGAAAUGCAUUCAUGAAAUGUUUGAGGAGCAGGCGCGCCUGCAUCCUGGCACUCCAGCCGUCUCGUCUUACGACGUGGAGUUGACCUACGGGGAGCUGAGUGACCUCAUUACUCGUUUGGCCGCCCAACUCCAGGAUCUCGGCAUCAAACCGGAAAUGAAGAUCCCCCUCUGCUUCAGAAAAUCCUCAUGGACUAUCGUGGCUAUGUUCGCGGUCUUCAAAGUCGGAGGUGUCUCAUGCAUGUUGAAUCCCGAACAUCCCAGCAGCCGUAUUCAGCUUCUUCUUCAAGACUUGGAAGCCGAAUUUGCAUUGUGCGACGAGGACUCUCUUCCAAUGAUCUCCUCAUUGCUUCCACCAUCAAGUGUUCUCUCUGUUGAUGGGACGUAUCUCGAUUCACUUCCCUCGGCGCCGGCGCUUUCUUCCCAAGUUCGCCCUGAGAACGCGGCGCUUGUGGUGUACACAUCUGGAAGUACAGGCAAGCCCAAGGGAAGUAUUCUUGAACAUCGUUCCCUGGUCACCGGUCUCAUGGCUCAUUGCACUGCCAUGGGCAUGGGUCCAGAUUCUCGUGUCUUCCAGUUUGCUGCCUAUACGUUCGAUGUCUGCUUCGAGGAGAUUUUCGGUGCUUUGAUGCUUGGUGGAUGCAUCUGUGUGCCAAGCGACGAUGAGCGAAUGAACAGCCUUGCCGAUUCGAUGGCAAGAUACAAAGUCACAUGGACAGAACUCACUCCCACUGUCGCAAGCUUGCUUCUUCCGAGCAGCAUUCCGUCGCUGAAGAGCCUUGCCCUUAGCGGAGAAUCAGUCACCAAAGAAGUUGUUCAGCGAUGGGGGGAUUCUGUUCAACUCAUCAACACGUAUGGACCUAGCGAAUGUUGCGUGUCGAGUACCUGCAAUGCUGAGACUGCGAUUGUUCGUGAUCCAAGCAACAUUGGACGUGGACUUGGCUGCACGACGUGGAUCGUUAAUCCCGACGAUGUCAAUAUUCUAGCUCCAAUCGGCGCUACCGGUGAGUUGCUCAUCGAGGGCCCUAUUGUUGCUCGAGGCUACUUGAACGAGCCUGAAAAGACUGCUGCUGCCUUUAUAUCCGCCCCUGCAUGGUGGCCCCAGACUUGGUCUUGCGGGCGAAUCUAUCGUACCGGAGAUCUCGUCAAGUACAAUGCAGAUGGUACGAUCCAAUUCAUUGGACGCAGAGACACGCAAGUCAAACUACACGGCCAGCGUAUUGAGCUGGGUGAAAUUGAGCAUCGCAUUCGUGGCGCCUUCAUAGAUCCCUCUCACCAAGUUGCUGUUGAGGUUCUCUCUCCAAAAACUCGCGGCGGUAUCAAGAUCCUGACAGCAUUCAUCUGCGAGAGCAGUCAAGUAUCUGAAGAAACCGAGCAACUUCUACUGCAGCUGAGUGGUGACAUGUCUCACCGAUUCCUCGAGCUACAGGCCCGCCUGGUGGGUGAGCUACCUCGCCAUAUGAUUCCGCAGCUCUACAUUCCCAUCAAGCAUAUGCCGCUGUCUCCGUCUCGCAAAAUUGAAAGGAAGGUCUUGCGGUCUCUGGGCAAUGACCUUCAAUCGGAGGAGCUUUCUGCAUAUGCCCUGACGCAAACAGCGAGGUCUGCCCCGAGCACGUCUACUGAAAAGGCCCUGUUCGGGAUCUGGGCUGAGGUUCUUGGAACUAGCCCAACUGGAACUGAAGAUCAUUUCUUCCACUUGGGUGGAGAUUCAAUUGCCGCAAUGAAAGCCGUCGCGGCCGCGAGUAAGAUCGGUAUUUCGUUGAGCGUUGCUGAGAUCAUGCAGUUCCCUACUCUACGAGCCAUGUCUGCUGCUAUUGACUUAGCCAGUGAGAAUAGCGACACGGACUCUGAAGUGCUUGAGCCUUUCUGUCUGAUUCCCGCUCCUAGCGUAUCCGAUGUCAUUGAGGAAGCCAUAGCACAGUGUGGCGUUGAAGAAGAGGUCAUUGAGGACAUCUAUCCAUGUACCCCUUCGCAGGAGGCUCUCAUGGCUCUCACCGCGCGGGACGAGGCGGCGUAUGUGUCGCGUGCGGUGUAUCGACUGCCGCAAGACGUGGACGUUGAUCGUUAUCGUGCUGCGUGGGAAAUGGUCGCGCAGCGUCAGUCAAUCAUGCGCACUCGUAUCAUCUACUCCAGUGCUGCUGCAAGAUCCUUCCAAGUGGUGGUGCAAGGAAAUCUCAUCUGGCACACCAACGAGACAGUUUCGGCCUAUCUCGCCGCUGACAAACUGACUCCCAUGCGGCACGGCGAUCCGCUUAUGCGGUUCGCCCUUCUUCAGGGUACACUAGAGGACCCUCGGCCAAGCCUAGCUUAUACUGCUCAUCACGCCGUCUACGAUGGAUGGAGUGAAGCUUCCAUGUUCGAGGAGGUCGAAAUCAUUUAUCGCCAAGGCUUGAGUGCUCUUCCAGACGCUGUGCCGUAUAAGAAUUUCAUCAGAUAUUUGUCUACAGUUGACAAUGCUGCGAGCGACACUUUCUGGCGUUCGCAGCUCGAAGGCGAUCUGCCUGCCCCCUUCCCUCCCAGUACCUCUGACAGAGCUGCGUCGCUUCUGACUUCCCACCCCAAUCGUUCCCAGACCCAUGAGAUUCACUUCCCUGACUCUCGCUCCCUCCCCUAUGCCUUGCCCACUGUGCUCAAAGCCGCUUGGACCCUGCUCAUCAGCAGAUAUGCCGCUUCUGAAGAUGUCAUCUUCGGACACGUUCUUUCCGGACGUACGGUGCCACUACGCGGAGUGGCCGAUAUGAUGGGCCCUACCAUUGCAACGGUGCCAGUCCGCGUGCGAGUUAAUCCAGAUGAGACUGUUGAGGCAUUCAUGCGCCGCAUUCAGACCCAGGCGCAGGAUAUGGUGCCUUUUGAGCAGGUUGGUAUGCAAAACAUUCGCCGACUGCUCGCUAGCCCAGAUGCCGUCGACGUUGGCCAUCUCUUCUUCAUUCAGCCCCCCAUGGAAGCUGAAUCUACAGGCCUCGCUUUAGAGCCUGUCACGGACGCGGACUUUGACUUCGACACUUACCCGUUGAUUGUGGAGUGCCAGCUUACCACUGGCAAUGGUGCCACAAUCUCGGUCAAAUACAACGACAUUCGUAUCUCUGAGACGUCAAUGACCUGGCUUCUUCUGCACUUCGAAAACCUGGUUGGUCAGUUGUACCAGACACCACGCACCGCGGCUAUUUCUACUCUUGAGCUUGCGGGGCCUUCUGACAUUCAGACCUUGCGUCAAUGGGUUGGUCCUCCAGUCACAACCGUGCAAAGAACUGUGCAUGACGAGUUCCGAUCCCGCGCAUUCGCCCAUCCUGAGCGUUGUGCUGUUGAAGCUUGGGACGGCGCCCUCAGCUACCGCGAUCUUGAUGUUCUUUCUUCAAGAUUCGCGCGGGAGCUUGUUCAGCUUGGCGUUGAAGUGGGUCAAGCAGUCGGUUUGAUCUUUGAUAAAUCAUGCUGGACUGCGGUCGCCAUGAUGGCUGUGCUUAAGGCAGGAGGUUGUUGUGUGCAACUUGACUCUAAGCAUCCAUCUGUUCGAUUGGUCGAGAUCAUUGAAGAUACAGGCAUGAAGCAUCUUCUUGCCGCGUCCUCGCACAUGAUUCUGGCAAAAUCACUGCCAGUUGAUCAAGUCAUCGAAGUGACUGUCACCACGGCCUCUAAAUUACAGAUUUCUUCGCCAGAUGCUGGACGCCAACCAGUCGUCGACGUCAUGUCGCCAGCCUACAUGACCUUCACCUCCGGUAGUACCGGCAAGCCCAAGUCCGUGGUCAUUGACCACCAAGCCAUCCACACAAGUAUCUCCGCUUUCAGUUCUGCUCUUCACAUUACCUUCAAAUCCAGGGUGUUGCAGUUCGCUGCCUACACUUUCGAUAUCAGUUAUGCGGAGACUUUUGCACCACUGACGCUCGGUGCCACUCUGUGUGUGCUCUCUGAGCAGGAUCGUCUCAAUGAUUUGGCUGGUGCGAUUGCUCGCCUCGGAGCAAAUUGGGCAUGUUUAACACCCACCGUGGCUAGUCUCGUGGAGCCUGCAAGUGUCAAGGGGCACCUCAAAACCCUGGUUCUCAGUGGCGAAGCUCCCACGGAGGAGAACCUCAGAGUUUGGUGUGGAAAAGUGCCCAACUUGAUCAACGCAUAUGGCCCAAGUGAAGCUUCGGUAUGGUGUGCCGCUGGGCCCUUCACAAAGCCAGAUGACAGUUGCACAAAUAUAGGACGGCCCGUCGGCUGCAACCUCGUGAUUGUGGAGCCUCACGACAUCAAUCGCCUAACACCAGUGGGAUGUACUGGUGAGCUCAUUGUGUGUGGACCAAUCUUGUCGAGCGGAUACUUGAAUAACGACAAGGCCAACAACACUGCUUUCCACGGAGACCUUGCAUGGCGUGAGAGGCUGGGACUUCACCCAGAUUGCUCGCGCGUCUAUCGCACGGGUGAUCUUGCAAGAUACCUCCCAGACGGCAGUAUCGAGUAUCUUGGGCGUGCUGAUACCCAAGUCAAGAUCUACGGUCGCCGUAUCGAGCCACGUGAGAUCGAACAUCACAUCCGCCUCCACCUUUCCAACUACCUGAACAUGGUCGACAGCGUGACUCUGGCCAGCCGUAAGAACCAGAAGAUCCUGGUGGCCUUUAUCUACCAAGAAUCUGCUUUCGUGCCCAACCUUGAUCUCGCCACGCUUGCGCGUGAAUUCGAUCCCGUUGUCCAGUCCACACUAAGCAGCCUACAAGCCGCGCUUCGUGCCAGACUACCCAGCUGGAUGGUGCCCACACUCUUCGUUCCCCUCCGCUUCAUGCCUACCAAUGCAGCUGGCAAAACUGACAGAAAGCUCCUCGCUCGCGCUGUCAAUUCUCUUACAGAAGAGCAGCUCCGCGAUUUCGCUCUUUCUGGUCGGGCCGCGAAGAAGCCGUUGUCAACUUAUCUACAACAGCAACUUGCGGGGCUCUGGGCCGAUGUCCUCGCACUCGAUGUACAGACCAUUGGUGCUGACGAUACCUUCUUCACACUAGGUGGUGACUCAAUGUUUGCCAUGAAACUAGCCAGUCGCGCCCGCAGUGCACAGAUCAGUCUGAGUGUCGCUGACAUCUUCAACUACCCAGUCUUGGCCGAUUUGGCUUCCCACCUACAGGUCCAGAUGCCGCUCACUCCUGGCACAGAAACACCUCCAUUCAUUCUCCAGUCCAAGUUGCAGGUAGCUCCUGCAAUGGAAAUGGAUCUUGUCGAGGCCCUGGCACUGAAGGCGAAUGUCGAUGCUGAGCUUGUUGAGGCUGUCGAGCAUACCACGGAUUUCCAGGACCUUGCUCUGGUGGGUCACCUAAGCAAGUCGCGUUGGAUGCUGAAUUGGUUCUUCUUUGACGGAGCUCGGAGCGCAGAUUUGGAGCGUCUGCGAAAGGGGUGCCAUGGUUUGGUUCAGCAAUUCGGCAUUCUUCGCACUGUGUUCGCAGCAUAUGAAGGCCGAUUCUGGCAGAUCGUUCUGAGAGAAAUGCAGCCGUCGUUCCGAGUGGAGACAACCGCCGACUUUGAUGGCUUCACACAAGAACUAUACAAGGAGGGCGUCUCUAGAGAGUUGAACCUGUCCAUGCCUUUCGUGGAGUUUGUGCUCGCGCUUCACCCCGACGGUAACUCUCAUCGGCUGCUCGUGCGCCUGUCCCAUGCUCAAUACGACGGAGUUUCUCUUCCCACCCUGUGGGACUGCCUCCAACGUGCUUGUCGGGGUGAGGCACUUCCAUCCAUCUCAUCUUUCACGCAGUUCAUCAAGGCAAUUGCCCCCGUCGAUCCCGAAGCAACGCGCUCGUACUGGCGAUCUCUCUUGGACGGGGCAAAGGAGACGCGAUUCGUCGAGCAUUCCAAGCCCGCCCUUCGCAAUGAGCUUCACGAUCGUGUGCUUCACGUCACGCGCCGUCAAGUUCCAGUCGUCUCUCUACGCCAGCACGGAGUCACCGCCGCGACUGUGCUUCGAUCGGCCUGGGCUGUCCUACUGGCGCGCAUAUCUGCAUCUCACGACGUGACAUUCGGUCAAACCGUCGCGAAUCGUUCCGGUGCGACUCUACCCGACAUUGAGAACAUCGUUGGACCGUGCCUCAAUGUAGUUCCUGUCCGUGCUGCUUUGCAGCCCGGUCAGACUAUUUUGGAGUUUUUGCUUGCACAACAACAACAGGAAGUCUCCGGUCUUGCUCACGAGUCCUUGGGCUUCCGACAAAUCAUCCGAGAGUGCACCAACUGGCCAAGCUGGACCCACUUCAGCAGCGUCAUCCAGCAUCAGAACAUUGAACCCGAUCGCGAAGUUUCGCUGGGCUCCAACGAUGCCGACAUGUACAAGCCCGGCUUCCUCGGCGCCGAUCUCGACCUGACUGAUGUUUCCGUGUUGUCAACCCCCGUGAACGACGACUGUGUUGACAUUGAUCUGCUCACAUCUUCCAAGAUUAUGUCAUCAUUUGCAGCUGAGCUGCUCAUCGACCAACUGAGCGAUCUCUUGCACCUAUGGGCCAUGGUACCCGUUGACAAAGUUCCAGUCAACGAGAGAAAGACGUCCACCGCACUUAUCCCUCUCGUCUCCGAGAAGCAAAGCUCUGGUCUUGGGGUGAAGGACAACCGUCGCGUGGCCGUCCAAGAUGCUUGGCGAGCCUGUCUGCCUGCGGGCUGUGACCUGGAGAAUGGAAAGGUGGAUUUCUUCCACCAGGGUGGUGACUUGGUGCAGAUGGCACAACUAGUGAGCGAAUUGCACGAGAAGGGAAUUGGUUCAGGUAUCUCGCUUGAGACCCUUGUUCAGCAUUCUACUCUGGAUGCCAUGGUUGAGGUUCUUUCGUAG
Penicillium diatomitis is the source of this 21792-nucleotide messenger RNA. RefSeq lists its product as uncharacterized. The record is from RefSeq and is a predicted model, not a curated record. Gene Ontology annotation, molecular function: catalytic activity; phosphopantetheine binding. The transcript has 6 exons. Gene Ontology annotation, biological process: amino acid activation for nonribosomal peptide biosynthetic process; secondary metabolite biosynthetic process. Bases 1 to 21792 code for a protein of 7263 amino acids. Gene Ontology annotation, cellular component: cytoplasm. Lineage: Eukaryota; Fungi; Ascomycota; Eurotiomycetes; Eurotiales; Aspergillaceae.